Molecule: messenger RNA, 2071 nt
Organism: Pectinophora gossypiella (pink bollworm)
Lineage: Eukaryota; Metazoa; Arthropoda; Insecta; Lepidoptera; Gelechiidae
Exons: 12
Coding region: 33-1550 (505 amino acids)
Source: RefSeq, a predicted model, not a curated record
GUUUAUUGUAGUGAACACACAAAUGCAGAGACAUGAGAUUUUACAUUCUCAUAUUAAUAUUUUAUUUAGCAAAACAUGGUGUGGCGGAGUUUUUCUACAAACCCUCACCUACGGAACAGUUAGUUACAGGAGUGCCUAGAGGUAUCAAAGUACCAUGGAUGGGAAUAUUAAGAGUCAAACAAACUUUCCCUUUGACCGAUGCGGUAGCGAAUGUAAUCCUCAUUACAAGAAUAUUCGCAAUAAGCAAUGCAAAUGAAAUCCACGACUUAGACGAAAUUACUAUGAGAAACAAAACUUCAGUGCAUUUCUAUAGCGACCCCAAAACCAUAUGGAAAUGUUACGUGGAAGAUUUCAUCCUCCACCCAGAGUUCUCGGCUGGGAAGAUCAAUACCAUAGGACUGAUACACUUAGGGACUGAGCAGAAAUUACUAGGGUCCAUAUGGAAACCAGUCGCGUGGCCGCCGACAUAUUUUAACGCUAAAGAUGUUCAGAAUAUAUAUACUGUCAGCUUCUCAGAUCAAACAAGAACCCUAGAACAAGUUGUGUACAAGAUGGAAACCGUCGACUUCAUUAAUUGUACAGAUACUUACAUAAAAGAAGGGUUGAGCUUCCCAACGAUAUGGCCGAAGUACUACACUUGCUUCAGAGCCUCAGAACAACUUGAAACUUGCGUUUACGAUGCUGGAAUGGCAGCUGCUACCAACACCACCGGAGAUUGGACCUUAAUAGGCAUAAGUAUCUACGGCCCUGGGUGUUCGUUUCCGGCGCGGUUCAUAGAAUUCUACCCAUACAUACCGUGGGUUCAAGGUGUCCUCGAGAGUAAAAUGCCCGAACGCAUUCAAUACACCAGAAGACAAGAUGAUACAACAACUGACAACUUUAUAACGACCUCGAGACAGGACCUCGAUAAGGAUAUCAUGAGUAAUCUCAAUGUGACCAUUGCUAUGGAUACAACUGAAACUAAUAAAGAAGUCAUCGUGUAUGGCGAUUGUAAAGACAAGAAAAAUAGAGUAUACGCCGAUGAUGGAUACAUAAAAAUACGCCAAGAUCUGGAAAUCACAACUGCUUUAUAUUCGGUAUCCAUAUCUCUACAAGAUUUGAACUUAACGUGUAUCACAACAUUUAUAAAGUGCAAAAGGAAAAGUAAAACGACGGUGUUGAUGCGAAAAGGGUUUGGGCAGGAAGAUAUACAUUUUCUCGUACAACGUGUACCACAAUACAAAAUAGGAACGAAGGAAUAUGCUGAGAGAGUGUUGUUCAUAAAAGGUAGUUAUUUGGCUCUGGCUAACAUGCCUGUAGUGACGAUAUGGUUCAAAUUUGAAAUAGUAGCCUCUGCCUUUAUAAAGGUUAACUUCUACGCAAGACACGAACCACCUGCUGUUCUUCGAACAAAAAAAACAAGGCCCACGUAUGCACCAAUCAUAAACAAACAAUUCCAAACAAGGGGAACGAAAACACCAAGUGUCCUAAGAAAAAUGGUCAAAAAUGAAGAUAAUAUACAACAGGAUUACUAUGAGCCGGAAACUGAACAGCUAUCGUAUCUUAUUUAGCUUAUCUGAUACUGCUGCUGAGCUUAAGGGUGUAGGGACCCUAGUCGAGUUCCUAUCCGUUACCUAGGUGGCGUACAGUCAUGAGCAAUAUAAUGUACCCACUUUAGGACUCUGUCGCACUAACAUAUUUGACAUUUAGUGAGACUUACAGUUCAAUUUGUCAAAAAAGUAAAUGAGACAUGGUACCAAAGUGUAUACAUAUUAAUACUCGUAACCGUACAUAUAAGUGUAAAACGUAAAUAAAUGUACCUAAGGGUAUUAAAGUCUAGAGAAGGGAGAUUUGUAAUAUAAAGAACUUUUAUUAGAAAUCAGUCAUGUAACUGUAAUUUUUAACAAAGAAUUGCGAACGUUUGAUGCUAUGUAGCUACUUACACAGGCGUCACGCAUGUGUGUGUGGCAUUGAACGCAUAAAUCCUAUUUUUACACAACUUCUGUCAUUUAGGCCUUGUAAGCCGAUAGGCCUUAUUACCCGCAAGUAAAUUAGUCUUUUUCUCAUUUAUCAUUAUUCUGAGGCUUCACUU